Neopelma chrysocephalum (saffron-crested tyrant-manakin) is the source of this 1969-nucleotide messenger RNA. RefSeq lists its product as uncharacterized. Gene Ontology annotation, cellular component: membrane. Lineage: Eukaryota; Metazoa; Chordata; Aves; Passeriformes; Pipridae. Gene Ontology annotation, biological process: purine nucleobase metabolic process; homophilic cell-cell adhesion. The transcript has 8 exons. The coding region runs from base 357 to 1901 and encodes 514 amino acids. The record is from RefSeq and is a predicted model, not a curated record. Gene Ontology annotation, molecular function: calcium ion binding; hydroxyisourate hydrolase activity.
UCUCCUCCUGCUAAUCCCGGUGCCUCCUCCCCCUCUGCCGCCUAUGGCUGCACAGGACCCCCAGGCCUGCACUGGGACCCCCGGGGGGGACCAUGUCUGCACCCCAACCCUGCUGGAGUGGGGGGUCCUGUGGCCCCCGAGGGACAGUGCCCUGGGGGGUUCCUGGGCUCCUUUAUCUCCCCCAGCCUGGAGCAGCAUCUCAUGCACUGGGCCCCCAUAUAAGGCUCCCCCCCCGCCGGGGCUGGCAGCGCUGGAAAGCCAGCGCUGCUUUCCUGGCAGGACGCGGCCAAGGUCACUGACACCACAGGGAAGGUCCCCAGCUGGCACCCGGGGGAGCAGCCAGUGCAGCUGCAGCCAUGUCAUGCUGUACCUUCACCUUCCUCCUCCUCCUCCUAGUGGGACCAUCCCAAUGGGGCCAGGGGCACUAUACAGCCACCCCGGAGCCCCGGAGCAGAGCCAUGUUCCUCCACAGUCCUGCAGCCUCACUCUCCAUCCCGCGGGACAUGGUGACCUUCCCGGAGCACAGACACGGCCUCCGGCGGCAGAAGAGGGACUGGGUCAUUCCCCCCAUCAACUGCGUCGAGAACGACCAGGGGCCCUUCCCCAAGAAGCUGGUGCAGAUCAAAUCCAACAAGGACAAGGAGAUCAAGGUUUUCUACAGCAUCACGGGACAAGGAGUGGACACUAUCCCUAUGGGCGUCUUCAUCAUCGAGCAGGAGACAGGGUGGCUGGAGGUGACGAAGCCUCUGGACCGGGAGGAGAAGGAUAAGUACAUACUCUACGCCCAUGCUGUGUCAGCCAACGGGCAGCCCGUGGAGGACCCCAUGGAGAUCAUCAUCACCAUCACUGACCGAAAUGACAACUGGCCCAUCUUCUCCCAGGCAGCUUUCCAUGGCUCUGUGCCAGAGGGAGCUGAGCCAGGCACCAGAGCAGCCCCAGCCCCGCAUGUUCACCAUAGACAGCAACUCCGGGCUGAUCUCUGUGGCCGUGCCGGGGCUACUGGCAGAGGUGGGUCCCGGGCUUGGCCCCCACCCAGUGCCCACUCCCAGUUCAGGUGUGACGCAGCCUCUCACUGCAGGUGGUCCCUGAAUAUACGCUGGAGAUCCAGGCAGCCGACAUGGGGGGACACGGGCUGCAAGCCACCACCACUGCCCGCAUCACAGUGCAGGUGCUUUCCAUGGUGGGAGGUGAGGCUGGGAUGGCAGCUCCACAGCGGCUUCUCCUGGCCCAGCGCCCCAUCUUCCCGCCGGGCUCUGGGCCACCAGCCCCAGGGCUGCAGCACUGCUGGAGAGUGGGUGCGAGUGGGGCUCCUGGGCACAGCUCCCAGUGGGAAGCUGCCUGUGCCGGCUCAGCCCAGCCAGGGAGGAGCACCCAGUUCUGUGGGAGCCUUGUGCCAGGAUAGCGGCAUCCAGCCACGCCAGCUCUGUGGGGAGAGGCUGUGGCGCCAGGAAGGGCGGCCAGGGCCAGGGAUGGCGUUUUGCGCAGUGUCACCGGCCACAGGCCCCUGGCUGAGCGGGACCGAGGACAGCCAGGCUGACAGCAUGUCCGAUGCGGGGAACGGCUCCCUGACCACCCACGUGCUGAACACGGUCACGGGGCUGCCGGCGGCUGGCCUUGUCAUCCGCCUGGACCAGCUGGUGGAGCCAGGGCCGCAGUGGAGGGAGCUGGCACAAAGGCAUACGGACAUGGAUGGGCGCUGCCGGCCCCUCCUGGAAGCGGGACAGGCCAAGGCUGGCACCUACAAGCUGCGCUUUGAGACAGCACCGUAUUGGCAGGGGCUGGGGCACACCAGCUUCUACCCCUACGUGGAGGUCAUCUUCACCAUUACUGAUCCAGCACAGAAGCUUCAUGUCCCACUGCUGAUCAGCCCCUACUCCUACACAACGUACCGGGGCAGUUAGGGGGGCACAGCCUCCCCUCAGGGAUGCAGGAACGAUGCCACUAAUGCCAUUAAAGGCUCCAAACACCA